AUGGCUUCGAGUUCGAGCGAAGAAGGUAACCACAAAAAUGCUUCCAGUUUGAUCGAUGAACUGCAAUUUGAUAUGGACGAUGAUCAACCGAUGGUUGAAACGUCAGGUGCAGAGAAAAGUCUAUCAUUGAAGACGUCUGCGGAGCAGAGCGAUACGGCUGAUGAGAUUUGGCGAAAUAUCGAGAAUAACCGCGUUCGGUUUCCGACGAAUUGUGAUGAUCGUAGAGAAGGAUUGAAGAGAACUACUACAUUGAAAUCUCCACCUGGAGCUGAAGGAGAAGUCGUCGUUUCGACGACUGAUGAUUCAUCUAAGCAAUCUACACCUACGUCUCCGACAGGGACCGAUGGAGGAGGACGCGACGGAGAGUCGUCGGACAAGGAGAAGGCAGGACGUGGUUCACUUGAGAACAAAUCAAUUUUGAAGCCGUCGCCUAGCGUCGGUACGAGUCUCCUCAACCUUGUCAAUGAGGGGACUGGUGCAAAAGCAAGUGGUACAGAGAACGGUAGUCCGUCGAUGAUGGAUGAAGCAUGGGAACGACUGAGAAGCUCGUUUGUUUAUUUCCAGAAAAAACCGGUCGGAACACUAGCUGCAGUUGAUCCUAGUGCGGAGGCAUUGAAUUACAAUCAGGUGUUUGUGAGAGACUUCGUGCCUACUGCCUUGGCGUACCUCAUGAAAGUUCCAGAUCCGGAGCCAGAGAUUGUGAAGAACUUCUUACUAAAGACUCUCCAUCUCCAAGGAUGGAAAAAGACAAUUGACAAUUUCACUCUUGGAGAAGGUGUGAUGCCUGCCAGUUUCAAAGUCAUGUAUGACUCAUACCAGGAAAAGGACGUACUGAAAGCUGACUUUGGUGGCAGUGCAAUCGGAAGAGUGGCGCCUGUUGAUUCAGGUUUCUGGUGGAUUAUACUGUUAAGGUCAUACACCAAAUGUACAGGGGAUUACACAUUGGCAGAGAAACCCGAAGUGCAAAAAGGAAUGAAACUGAUUCUCAACCUUUGCCUAUCUGAUGGGUUUGAUACUUUCCCAACUCUCCUCUGUGCAGAUGGGUGUAGCAUGAUUGACAGAAGGAUGGGAAUAUAUGGAUAUCCGAUUGAGAUCCAGGCUCUGUUCUUCUUCGCGCUUCGGUGUGCACAACAAAUGCUUAAACAAGACACUGAUUCCAACCGUUUAAUCGGGCGGAUUGAAAGAAGGAUUACAGCUCUAAGCUACCACAUCCGAAACUACUACUGGCUAGAUUUCACACAAUUGAACAACAUCUAUCGUUACAAAACAGAAGAAUACUCCCACACAGCUGUCAACAAGUUCAAUGUGAUCCCGGAGUCUAUUCCGGAUUGGGUGUUUGAUUUCAUGCCGUUGAGAGGAGGUUACUUCAUUGGAAACGUAAGCCCGGCUCGCAUGGACUUCAGGUGGUUCUUAAUCGGCAACUGUAUUGCUAUCUUGAGCUCUUUAGCCACUCUGGCACAGGCUACAGCUAUUAUGGAUCUUGUUGAGGAACGCUGGGAAGAUUUAAUUGGUGAGAUGCCGUUGAAAAUUGCAUACCCAGCCUUGGAAGGUUAUCAGUGGAGGAUUGUGACUGGUUGUGAUCCAAAGAACAUUCGUUGGAGUUAUCACAAUGGUGGUUCUUGGCCAGUGCUAUUGUGGUUGCUGACGGCGGCGUGUAUAAAGGCGGGAAGGCCACAGAUUGCAAAGAGGGCUAUAGAGCUGGUGGAGCAGCGGCUUUCAAAAGAUGGGUGGCCGGAGUAUUAUGAUGGGAAGAAGGGGCGUUAUAUAGGGAAGCAAGCAAGGAAGUAUCAGACAUGGUCAAUCUCAGGGUACCUGGUUGCAAAGCUUAUGAUUGAGAACCCUUCUAAUCUUGCUAUGAUUUCUCUUGAAGAAGAUAAGAAGAUCGAAAAGCCCAGGCUUACUCGUUCUGCCUCUUGGUCUUGUUCCAGGUAA
Messenger RNA from Lactuca virosa, 1932 nucleotides. NCBI's taxonomy places the organism in Eukaryota, Viridiplantae, Streptophyta, Magnoliopsida, Asterales, Asteraceae. The record is from the annotation of a GenBank genome assembly.